Messenger RNA from Limulus polyphemus (Atlantic horseshoe crab), 3704 nucleotides. Its product is annotated as nucleolar protein 4-like. The coding region runs from base 88 to 1917 and encodes 609 amino acids. The transcript is spliced from 10 exons. NCBI's taxonomy places the organism in Eukaryota, Metazoa, Arthropoda, Merostomata, Xiphosura, Limulidae. The record is from RefSeq and is a predicted model, not a curated record.
UUCGAUUUUGGGUCAAAGCCAAAGCGUUUCGUAUUGGACCACCGCCACACCAGCUUAUAGAAGGAAAACGGUCAGAUCAAGUGUUAUAUGUUCCUUGUAGCCGACUUGGUUCUAGUGUUGGCAAGGGAGAAACAGUUUACAAGAAAGUCGCUGUUGUGGAGAAUUUUUUUCGACAUUAUCUAUGGUGUUCACGUUGAGAUGGAUGGACGCGGAGGAAAACAUGCAGGACAAAAACGAACUUAUAAAGCGAUUGCCAAGACGUACGCAUUUCUACCUCGGGAGGCGGUUACACAUUUCCUUAUGUCCUGUGCCGACUGCCAGAAACGGAUGCACCUCACCACGGAGGGCACUACUAACAACAACGGACGAAAAGGCGGUUGCCAAGGUAACAGAGAGCGUGGGGAUAGCAGCGGUAGCAGUUCCCCGGAAUCUGGAUCACCUUCCCACGAAGAGUGCAGCGCCACACCUGAGAUAGCGGCCGACAUUGACUACAGUUUACCAAUUACCACCACAUAUUUGAAACGUAUGAGAAGUUUAGGGUUUUCGGAUGAGGAUGCCUUGAAUCCCGAAAGGGAGCAAGUAGAAGCGAACAUUGAGUGUGAGAGUACAACAGAAACUCCAUCUAACGAAAAUGUAGGAAAGCAAAAUAAGACCGGAGACAGUUAUGAUGCUGACAGUCAAAGCGAAACUCUUAUGGAUACAUCAGAACCCUCUGGCGAAAAUCAAGGUGUCGCACCACUCGAUAAAGAUAGCAACAUGAAUUAUGAAAAGAAAGAAAACGAGAAUGUUCAUUGGUCUGGAGUAGAACCAAUCAAUAUGAUCAGAGGUUCCAGUUCCCGAGACUAUGCUGCUUCAGGAUAUCCUCCUGAUCAUUCGUAUGAUAGGAAUUCGAAUCCCUGUAAUGGCGCUGUUCAACAGGAAACAUCGAUAGAAAAUGACGACACUUUGCUCACUACAAAAGAUGAAGAUGAUGAAGAUGACGAUGACGACUCAGACAAGAUUGAUACAAAUAAGUACGACCCUGACAGGCUAAAAGCUUUCAAUAUGUUUGUGCGUUUGUUUGUGGACGAGAACCUGGACCGCAUGGUGCCUAUAUCUCGACAACCAAAAGAGAAGAUUCAGGCUAUUAUUGAAUCCUGUGCUCGACAAUUUCCAGAACUUGUGGAAAGAGCAAGGAAAAGAAUUCGAACAUACCUCAAAUCAUGUCGCAGGGCAAAAAGAACACGUGAUCAGAAUGGGUUAGAAUUGGGACGAUCAGCACCACAUUUGUCUUCUCCUAUGGCUGAACAAAUUUUGUCCACUGCCUGUGAAAACGAAAGCCAAAACGCCAAAAGAAUGCGACUUGGACUAAAGCCUCUUGCAGUUGAAAUAACGCGCUCACGAGCAACACCACAUUCGACAUGCAACUCUAUGUCCAGUUCCCAAGCUGACACCGACAUACCACGGUCAUCUACUAUUAUGAAUAAAAGUCAGCAAGCUCUCAACCAAGACUCACAACUUCACGCGCAACUCACGCAGUCUGCUCACCAUUCUUUGUUGGGAUCCGGAAGAAAUAUGGCCCACCCAAGCACAUCUGGCUCGACAAGAGUUCUCAUGGUGAAUGGAGGAGCCCUUACAUCCCAGCCGUCCAACAGUUCACUUCUAACUGACACCAUAUAUCGGGGAACAUCACAAUCAUCUUUCCAUUGUAACGCUUUCCCUCAACAUUCCAACAGCAGCCACUUGAGCUCUUCAUCCACUACGAUCACAAAUGGUCCCACAGACUUGAGUAUGAAGAAGACAGCUACAACAAAGUAUUCCUUAAAUCCAAGUGAAGUCAAUGCAGUCAAACAGCUGGUUGCUGGCUACCGCGAAUCCGCGGUGUUUCUUCUGCGAUCAGCUGAUGAACUGGAACAGUUGCUUUUACAACAAAAUUAAUUUUAUACACCAAUGUUUACCUCUUUGGUAUAAAAUUUGAAUAUAGAACGAUCUACCAUUAAGACCCUUCUAAGGUAACAGAACUGUAACCAAGUUAAUGGUAAUAAUGCUAUGAUUUUUUUUAUGAUUUUUUUUUUUGGUACAGAGUUGUGUACAAAUAUAUUUUGCCGUUUUUAUUAGCGAUCUUAUACUUCACGGUGUUAUUGUAUUAUUUUGCUACUAAAAGGCACCGAAAAGUUAUUUUCAUGUGCCAAGACUGAUUAUGACAAUGAUCUCUAAAAAUGUACGGUGUAGUUCGUCUAUAACAACCAAGUUUCUUGGAUGUUGUCUUUUGAAAUGAUCUUAUAUUGCUGUGCUUACCUGUGGAAUGUAUGAAAUAUUGUCAAUGUUCAGAAUUCUUUAUGUGUUUACCUGCCGAAGAUGCAGAUGGUACAAAAUGAUGAAUAGUUGCAUUGACAUAUAUUCCAAAUGGUGAAAAUUUGUAUUAAAAAUAUACUUUAAAAAUUCUUUAAUCCAUAAAGUUUUACAAGUAUUGAAGAACUGUGUUGUUUAGUCCUGGUCCAGUGUCGUUUGUAAUGAUUAGUAAGUUAAAUGUAAAAUAUCAGAAGAUAUUACUCAAAGUUAUUGAGGUUGUCCAUUAUUAUGUUUUUGCAUAUUGACUAUUUGUACAAUUUUGUCUUGAUUUUCGAGGCAUGUUACUACCCCUAGUCAUUAGAAGUGUAAUGAGGAGAAAAAUAAGUCAUAUCACGAGUAAAAUAUUUAUACUUUCGAGCUAGUCAAAAAAGUCAUUAAAAAUAAAAAACUUCCCUAUGUUCUAAACUGUUUCUUAUACUGAGGCUAUGCGUAAGGAAAAUAUACAUUCCAUAUUUACUGAGUUUUGGAAGUAAAUGUAUGAAUAUCUUGAACAGUGUCGUAGUGUUAGUGCAAUACCAGAAGCAUAUGAUUGUUUAUUAAUAGUAAUUAGCUCCGGCCAUCAGCGAUGAUCAGAAAUCUCUCGAAGUGUGGCAGGUAGGUUAUUAGUUUGUUUUGGUACUUUGUGUAUUCUCAUGAGACUUGGAUUACUUUCCGGCUUUAGAAAAAGCUCCAAGCAAGGCAGAAGUUACUUGGGUGUCCGACUUUGAACAUCUUUUGACUGGUCUUCAAGUUAUAAACGUGUUUAUAUAUUUGAUACAGUCCUUUUCUUUAUUAUUAUUAUUUUUGAUUUGAUUAAUGUGUGAUUGAAAAAUAACUUCUAGUAUAUUUAAUGUUAAUUAAAAUGUUUUGUUAUUGGAACGAAAGUGAAAGAUUUGAAGUGUUGUUGAAAUGUAAGAUUAUUCUAAGUUUAAAAGAUUGAUCUGAAAAGAAAUACUACAGCAUUUCAACAUAUAGUAUAUAUAUAUAAACACACAGAUAGAGAGAGAAAAGAAAUUUACGUACUUAAUGAAAUAUUAGAUUAAGCACUCAAGCUGUGGUUAUUGAAUUCCCUGAGUAUCCUAUUUCACAAAAAUUACUUUGUUUAAUUUGUGAGUGCGUGUGUGGCUUUAAAGCACACUUAAUCCGUUCUGUGUUUCUUACGGUGUAAUUCACUCAUUUGUGGGCAGCCGUGACAACUGUUCAUACAGCUUGUUAUGAUUAAUUCGGUAAAGGAACUGUCAUUCAGAAGGCUCUUUAUAUAUAUAUUAUUCCUGUAAACUCCCAGUGGAGCAUAGGGCCGCAACAACACCUCGCGACCAGAAGUUGUUGUUGCUGUUACUUGUAGCAGGUUGAUUUUUACGGGGUGGAGUUGCUAGCCCCGCGCCCAACCCUCC